Molecule: messenger RNA, 505 nt
Organism: Alnus glutinosa
Lineage: Eukaryota; Viridiplantae; Streptophyta; Magnoliopsida; Fagales; Betulaceae
Exons: 5
Coding region: 102-317 (71 amino acids)
Source: RefSeq, a predicted model, not a curated record
ACUGCCCCCAAUCCGUUCCUGGUGCUGUUCGAGAAGCUGAAGCCUCUUCGUUGCUGCGCCAUUCGCCGACGUUUCUCAGUGGCGCACUGGAAGAUACGAUCAUGGCGGGUGGGAAUUUCGUGAACAGAGUUAUGUCGUACCUCGUGAAUGAGCUUCUCGUUAAUAGCCUUGCCAACAGCCCCACAUUCCAGAGGUUUGCUGUGAGAACAUCAAGGAGGAUCGAGGACAUUUCGGUUAAGGCUGCAAAGAAGAAGGAAGAACUUGCUGAGCAGGUGAAGGAUCUCUCUAAAAACUUCGAGUCUUUCAAAAAUCAGUGAGGCACUGUGAUGGACCUGGUAUUGCGCCCCUAUGUAUAUGAUUGUUCUAGACUCUCUUCUUCCUUCUGUGAGAGUGACGAAAAUGAGUUUUGUAAUUUUAGGAUGUGGACAUUAGAUAUUGGCCCAAGGAAAGAUCUUGUACCUCUAAGCCUACUGCUAAAAUAAAUUUCGGUUUUGUAUUAGUAAUA